Stylophora pistillata is the source of this 3180-nucleotide messenger RNA. RefSeq names its product kinesin-II 95 kDa subunit. Gene Ontology annotation, molecular function: ATP binding; microtubule motor activity; microtubule binding. Lineage: Eukaryota; Metazoa; Cnidaria; Anthozoa; Scleractinia; Pocilloporidae. Gene Ontology annotation, biological process: microtubule-based movement. The record is from RefSeq and is a predicted model, not a curated record.
AUGGCGACCUCCUCGAUUCCUUCGUGGAAAAAAUGCGAGAAAAACAUAGAUCUGCUUGUUUUAAAAGUAGUUGUUAAUACGGUAAAGAUAUUAAAAAGUAAUUGAAUUGGCGAUAAGGUUGACCUCAAGUCGUUGUAUUCGGGAAACAAGCCGGUGGCCAGCUUAUACACAGUCGCCAUGUCUAACAAGAAAGGGGGUGAGUCAGUAAAGGUGGUAGUGAGAUGCCGUCCAAUGAACCAGAAGGAAAUAGCUCAAGGACAUCAAAGGAUAAUUGAGAUGAAUGUGAAGAAAGGAACAAUUGAGAUCAACAAUCCAGCUAAAAAGGAAGAAGUGCCACGAAUGUUCACCUAUGAUUCCGUUUAUGACUGGAAUUCAAAACAGAUUGACCUCUAUGAUGAAACCUUCAGACAGUUAGUGGACUCUGUACUAGAAGGAUAUAAUGGUACAAUAUUUGCUUAUGGCCAGACUGGAACAGGGAAAACAUUCACCAUGGAAGGUGUACGAUCAGACCCAGUGUUGCGAGGAGUGAUUCCAAAUUCCUUUGAGCACAUCUUUACUCACAUAGCCAGAACACAGAAUCAACAAUACUUGGUCAGGGCUUCAUACCUUGAAAUUUACCAGGAAGAUAUCAGAGAUUUAUUAUCAAAAGAUCAAUCUAGAAGACUGGAGCUGAAGGAAAGACCAGAUACUGGGGUGUAUGUCAAGGAUCUUCAGUCAUUUGUAUGUAAAAGUGUAAAAGAGAUUGAACACGUGAUGAACGUGGGCAACCAAAAUAGAGCUGUGGGAGCAACCAACAUGAACGAACAUUCAUCCAGGUCCCACGCUAUCUUCAUCGUUACAAUUGAGUGCAGUGAGCCUGGUGCAGAUGGUGAAAACCACAUCCGAGUUGGUAAACUGAAUAUGGUGGAUCUCGCUGGCAGUGAGAGGCAGACGAAGACUGGGGCCACGGGUGAAAGACUCAAAGAGGCUACUAAAAUCAACUUGUCUCUCUCGGCUCUAGGCAAUGUGAUAUCUGCAUUAGUGGAUGGAAAAAGUACGCAUGUACCGUACAGAGAUUCCAAGUUAACAAGAUUACUGCAAGAUUCUCUCGGAGGAAACGCACGCACAGUAAUGGUUGCCAACAUAGGUCCGGCAAGCUAUAAUUUUGAGGAAACGAUCACAACACUCAGAUAUGCAAACAGGGCCAAGAACAUUAAAAACAAACCGAAGAUUAAUGAAGAUCCAAAGGAUGCCUUGUUGAGGGAAUUUCAAGAAGAGAUCUUAAGAUUAAAAAGAGAACUGGAAAAACGAGGUGGUGGGGGAGGGGGAUCAAAGAAAGUCAGAAGAAGAAGACUAAAAGAAAAUGGUGAAACUGAAGAAAUAGAGGAAGAAGGCGUGGAAGGGGGCGAGCAGAAUGGGGAAGAUAAAAUCAAGUUGGAGCAGGCCAGACUUGAAGAGGAUAAGAAAGCGCUGCAAGAAAAUCAUAGCAUGAUGGCAGAGGAAAAGGAAAAGCUUAUGGGUGAGAUCCAGAAGAAAGCUCAGCAGUUGAAAAAACAACAGGAGGCCCAGACAGGUCUAAAAUCAAAAAUAAAGAUGAUGGAGAGUAAAUUACUGGUCGGGGGAAAGAGCAUUGUCGAUAAAACCACGGAACAAGAGCGAGCGCUAGAGGAACAAAGAAUACAGAUCGCUGAACAACAGCGCCGCGAAAGAGAAAUACAGCAAAAGCUGGAUGAAAAGGAAGAAAAUGCAGUAGAAAUAAAGGGAAAUUACUCAACUCUUCAACAAGAAGUGGACAGCAAAACUAAGAAACUGAAAAAGCUGUUUGCUAAGUUACAGACUACCCGCUCUGAAAUCGCUGACCUGCAAGAUGCGCAUAUUCGGGAAAGACAGGAACUAGAGCAGGCUCAAGAGGAUCUUACCAAGGAAAUGAAGCUAAAGUCUUUGAUAAUAGAGAACUUCAUUCCCCCAGACGAACGUGUCAAACUUACCAACAGAGCUGUUUAUGAUGAAGAGAACGAGGAGUGGAGGUUGAAACCGUCUUCUCAGAACGGCAGCCAACCAGCCAUGGCCAAACGACCAGUUUCAGCCGUGGGCAACAGACGACCUAUCACUGAAUAUGCUAAAAUGGCGGCGGCCAUGGGUGGCCACAUGCGAUACAAGGCCGAGAACAUUAUCAUGAUUGAGCUGGACAUGCCGAACAGGACAACCAGGGAAUAUGAAGGGCCUGCUGUGGCACCCAAGGUCCAAGCUGCUCUGGAUGCGGCUCUGCAGGAUGAGGAAGAUCUUACGCUCGAUGCUGAUAUUCUUCUCAGUAAAACUAAGGUGAGGUCAAAGAGAAGAGACAAGCACGAUCAUGGCGAGCGACCUAAAACUGGGCGCAGAAGUAGAGGCCCGCCAUCUACCAAUCAUCAGCAGGGUUCAUCGGACUCUGCGCAGUAUCCAACUGCCAGAGGCUUGGUUGCUCAACAGAAAAGAGUGUUACCUCAGUAAACCAAGUGGAUAUUCAAAAUUUUCUUUAUGAUGGUGGCCCCAUCAUACAAAUUAUAUCAUAAGUAUCAUCGAAUCAUUUCCUGUUUCUUACUUCUACUUGGAGUUCAGUUUCAAGUCAUUUUUGCUGUAUUUUUCUAACGCUGUUGUCUUCAUCCUCAAUGAGUUAAUCCGACGAGGCGGGCAUCUGAUGCUGGCUUCCGUAGGGGGCCCUCCCCUCCUCUAUAAGAGAUUCCUUCCCUAUUUCCGUCACCGAUUCAGUCGUCCAGACUAGUUGUGAAUUUCUGUAGGCUAUACCUCAAACGAUGUUUGUUCAAAUGGGUGAAUAUUAUCUGUAAACCCAGUCUUCGAGCAGGCCCUUUAUUAUUAGCGCUGCAAGACGCGUGGUUCUCCGCUCCGGGAGAGCCCCGGGAAGGUAUAAAACUAGUCAGGGAGAGAUUUAUCGGGGGUGUAGAACUAAUAUCAGUUCCAGACCCUUAGCGGACCUGUCGCCGACUCGGGUUUCUCGAGGCCUCAUAAUUUCCUGCGGAUGAAGAAACUUUCAUGCUUACUGUAAACUUUGCAGUAACUUUGUUCACGAAAACAAUUUUCCAAUUUUUUUUUGUCGCAAAUGCGUAAACAAAACCUUAGUUUAGUGUCGAAAUAAUUUGGAUAUGUCAACAAAGUUGAAAUGGUAAAUUGGCCACCGUAACGAUUUCAACUUUGUUGAUAUAU